Messenger RNA from Aphanomyces invadans, 891 nucleotides. RefSeq lists its product as hypothetical. The coding region runs from base 1 to 891 and encodes 296 amino acids. The transcript has 3 exons. The record is from RefSeq and is a predicted model, not a curated record. Gene Ontology annotation, biological process: calcium ion import across plasma membrane. Gene Ontology annotation, cellular component: voltage-gated calcium channel complex. Gene Ontology annotation, molecular function: calcium ion binding; high voltage-gated calcium channel activity. Lineage: Eukaryota; Oomycota; Saprolegniomycetes; Saprolegniales; Verrucalvaceae.
AUGUGGGAAGUGUACAAUCAAGUGCCGGCGACCAAUCCGACGUGCGAGGACCGAUCGUACGACCCGACCAUGUGCGGCUUUAACGACACGUUUCCUUGCGUCCCACUCGACGGAUGCGGGUCGUGGUUGAUCGUGCCGUUCAUGUAUGUGUUCUACUUGGUGAUGGGUUACAUUGGAAUCAACUUGUUUUCCGGGAUCGUGGUCGACGCGAUCGGGGACGCGUCCAGCGACUGCCCUGUCAACGUCAAUACGCUCGCCGAGUUCUCGGAUCGGUGGGCCAAGUUUGAUCCGUCUGGCACAGGCCUCAUCACGGCUGGCGAGCUGACCGACUUUUUGUACACCGUGUACCCGCCGUUCGGGUUCAAGGGCGUGCCGGGGUUCACACGCCGCCGCGUUGUGAUUGCGAUCGGUGAGCUGGACAUUCCUGUGUACGAUAAAAAGUAUGUGCACUUCAAGGACGUGCCGCGCGCGCUGGUCCAACGUGUGCUUGCCGGGGGCAACCGCGAAAAGCAUGCCGAAAUUUCCCAAGUGAUGGAACGCCUCGGGAUAAACAAACAAUUCGACGAGAUGUGGUUUCGAAACCACGGCAAGCGACACCAAGCAAACUUGCUCAAUAGAGACAAGUCCCACGUCAAGGAGUACUCGGCUUCCGUAGUGAUCCAGCGAUUUCUCGCGCGUCUCCGACUCAACCGACAGCGACAGCUCUCCAAGCCCAAUCUGAGCCACCAGCCGUUGGAUACAGGUCCACUCGUGGUCCGUCCAGUUGGACCUUCGUUGGCGCCAUUGGCAAUGCCUGCCGGACCCGCCGACACGUGUCUGAAGCCACUGAUCAAGGUCCAGAACGGUGUUGUGGUGUCCACACAAACUGAUUUUUCACCUCCGGAGCUUUGA